AGUAUGCCUGAACCGGCUAAGUCCGCUCUUGCCCCGAAGAAGGGUUCUAAGAAGGCGGUGACCAAAGCCCAGAAGAAAGAUGGCAAGAAACGCAAGCGCAGCCGCAAGGAGAGCUAUUCCGUAUACGUGUACAAGGUGCUGAAGCAGGUCCACCCGGAUACCGGCAUUUCUUCCAAGGCCAUGGGCAUUAUGAAUUCGUUUGUCAACGAUAUCUUCGAGCGCAUUGCGGGCGAGGCGUCGCGCCUGGCGCAUUAUAACAAACGUUCCACUAUUACGUCCAGGGAGAUCCAGACGGCCGUACGCCUGUUGCUGCCUGGGGAGCUGGCCAAGCACGCCGUGUCUGAGGGCACCAAGGCUGUUACCAAGUACACCAGCUCCAAAAGAGACGGGUUCGAGCCCCGGUCCUGGAAGAUCCUACAUGGAGCAACCGAGCCCGUGCACCCCAACUACUGAGCCUGGGACUGAACUCUAGAGCCUGUGAGCCACAACUACCAAAACCCGCGUGCUCCGCAACAA
Molecule: messenger RNA, 516 nt
Organism: Kogia breviceps (pygmy sperm whale)
Lineage: Eukaryota; Metazoa; Chordata; Mammalia; Artiodactyla; Physeteridae
Product: histone H2B type 1-C/E/F/G/I-like
Cellular component (GO): nucleosome
Molecular function (GO): protein heterodimerization activity; structural constituent of chromatin; DNA binding
Source: RefSeq, a predicted model, not a curated record